AUGUCCAGCCCCGUUGAAAUCAAUGAAUGGCGCAUGCAGGUAAACACCAGCAGCAGCAGCAGCAGCAGCAGCAGCAGCAGCAGGAUUUAUUUGGGGCCCCUAAUGGAGCCGCAUAGAGAACGGCUGCAGCAGCACUGGCAGCAGCUGCUGCAGCAGCAGCAAAUCCCCUUCUCUUUAGAAUUCGAUAUAAGGGAUAUCAUGUCCAGCCCCGUUGAAAUCAAUGAAUGGCGCAUGCAGACUCGUCCUCUACUCUGGCUUUCUAUCGUGGACUUCUCUGUCACCCGUGAGGGUUUAGAGGAGCAGCUGCUCGUAGAAAUUGUUUUAGUAAAAAGCCCAGAGGCAGAGCGGAAGAAGACGCAAAUACAAAUUCAAAAUGCUGUCGACUUGAGGCAACUCCAGGAACUUGAAGAGACGAUGUUGCGUUUAUUAUCAACAAGCGGUGGGAACAUCUUAGACGAUGCAGCAUUAACAAAUACUCUUGAUGAAGCUCGAGCAACAGCAGCAGCAGUAGCAGCAAGAAUGCGUCAAGCAGCAGCAGUAAUGAAUGAAAUCGAAGCACUGCAGCAAAAAUUUAAACCUGCUGCUGCUAGAGGCUCUCUCUUCUUUUUUACUGCACAACAACUUAAAACCCUAAACCCUAUGUACACCGCAAGCCUAGAUCUAUUUCUUGAUGCUUUCACAAAUGCAAUCAAAGGACAACACCAGCAGCAACAGCAGCAGCAGCAGCAGCAGCAGGAGGAGCUGCUGCAGCAGGAAGAAGAGCUGCUGAUACAGCAGCAGCAGCAGGAGCUGUUGCAACAGCAGCAGCAGCAGCAGGUGGUACUGGAUGCCGCUUCGGAUGCUGCUGCUGUCGCAGCAGCAGCAACGGAGCCUUCAGAAGAAACUAUGAUACCUCCAGCAGCAGCACCAGCAGCACCAGCAGCACCAGCAGCAGCAGCAGCACCAGCAGCAUCAGAAGCGCCGGCAGCAGCACCAGCAGCAGCAGCAGCAUCAGAAGCACCAGCAGCAGCAGCAGCAGCAACAGCAGCAGCAGAAAGUGAAGAUAGGAUAGAUGCAAUGGUGGAAGCAGCAACUCUAGCUGUUUAUAGCCAAACCCUAGCGGGUCUAUUUGAAAGACAUCGGCUACCCUUUGCAUUUGCAGUGGCUGCAGAAAUUAUUAGAAAAGAAAAAUGCCCAGAAGCCGCAGAGGCUAGUCAAUUGUUACUAGGAGGAGGCGUUUGGAAUUCUAUGAAGGGUUUACAAGGCAGCAGCCAGCCAAACCCUUUUCCCGAUUUGCUGCAGCAGCAGCAAUGGCAGCAGCUGCUGUCUCUUUCUGCUGCUGUAUCCUCAUUGCAGAAGCUGCCUAUACACCUGACUACACAUUCUAAUAAGUGGCGACAAUGGGUUGCACUCAAACAUAUUCACAAAACCCUGCCGCCACUCUUCGAGGAAGAAGAGCGUACACUCAGGACAUUCGAAACCAUGCUGCUACUCUCCGUCUUAAAGCAAGAAGCCAUUUAA
This is a messenger RNA of Eimeria acervulina, 1500 nucleotides long. RefSeq lists its product as hypothetical. The transcript is spliced from 6 exons. Gene Ontology annotation, biological process: microtubule-based movement. Gene Ontology annotation, molecular function: dynein light intermediate chain binding; dynein intermediate chain binding; minus-end-directed microtubule motor activity. The record is from RefSeq and is a predicted model, not a curated record. NCBI's taxonomy places the organism in Eukaryota, Apicomplexa, Conoidasida, Eucoccidiorida, Eimeriidae. Bases 1 to 1500 code for a protein of 499 amino acids. Gene Ontology annotation, cellular component: dynein complex.